GCGCUGCUGGAGGCAGCUCACUCAGCGGCGGUGCAGUUGGGCGACGAACCGUUGGACGCCGGCCUCACAGCGGCAGAAGUUCUUCAAGACCCGUCUGCCUGUGCGACAGCCGCGCGCUGGAAGGCCGGCUCGGUGGCCAGGCGGGUGACCGCCGCCCUGGCCAAACUCACCACUUCGUUGCCUACGUGGACGAGCCAAACUUUGCGGCCUGUGGGUGGACUUCAACCAGUGCGCCCCCGUCCGCUUACUCGGGUCUCAGUGGGACCCGCUCGGCCCUCCGCUGCAGAGCUGCUGAGGGCUUGGCUGCCUUUGACAAGGUGGAGAACGUGGCUGGUUUUGGUACUGGUCCUGCUCUUCCCUCGCGUGGUGGCUUUGCUCAUAGCUUUGGUGGUGCGGCUGUGCAUCCGUGGUCUGGUGGCAAUCUGCCUCCACCUGGGCCGUGAGCUUUUCAGCCAACUUACUGCUGCAGCGGCCGAAGUCGAGGACUCUCUGGUGCUGUGGCUUUCGGAGUUGCUCCUCGGCAGCCACAGUCCGCCGCAGCCGCCGUUGCUUUUGACAGACGGAGCACCGCCGCCGGCACCACCGCCAGCUACAGGAAGCCUAACAACUGCCCUCCCUGCCCGACCCUUCGACCUCGUGACCCUCGUGAGGCUAAAGUUCUUCUUUGCGGGCAUGCUUGUGUAUGCCCGGGACGGCCGGACGGCAGAGCUG
Molecule: messenger RNA, 711 nt
Organism: Symbiodinium sp. CCMP2456
Lineage: Eukaryota; Dinophyceae; Suessiales; Symbiodiniaceae
Source: the annotation of a GenBank genome assembly